Molecule: messenger RNA, 857 nt
Organism: Amphimedon queenslandica
Lineage: Eukaryota; Metazoa; Porifera; Demospongiae; Haplosclerida; Niphatidae
Exons: 4
Source: RefSeq, a predicted model, not a curated record
GUGAAGUUUUUUGCAGUGAUGAUUUAGUAGUAAUGAAUGAUGAUGAUGGGCUAAAGAUUUACCUUCCUCAGAGUAUGACAGCACAGUUUACUACCAUGAGGUUAAAAUUUGGUCAAACUUUUUUGAAGGUAGAGAAAUGCAUCAAGGAAAAGUCUCCAGCACAUGAAGAUAUCAAAAAUAUUUUGAGUUAUUCUUUGGAAGAUUUAGAAUGUCAAAUAGCUCAGUGUCAAAGCAUUAAUAGCAUUUUAAAGUUAAUCAGAGAUAAAAGUUCCCUGAAUGAUAUUAGUAUGUUGGAGUUUUUUGUAACCGAGCUAAAUAUACAAAAAGCUAAAGGUGUCAUUCAGGAAUAUAAUGAAGCAAUAACAGAAUUUAGUGAAACAAAACUCAGUCAAUGCUUGCACGAAAGGUUUUCAUAUACUUCAGCACUUCCUUGCGAGAGGAUUACCAUUGUUGUUGAUGAAGAUGUUGCAGAUAGGACAAUAAAAGAUAUCAAGAAAUUGUCAAAAAGUAUCUUCAAAAAGUUGUCACCGCAUGUCAAAUUGAAUGUUGUUAGAGAUGGUAAUUCCUUCACUAUCACUUGUUCUUUCCCUUUGAUUCUAUCUGAGCAGUUAAUUACAGCUGCUCUUAAUAAUAUUGAUGUAUUGAAAGAAAAUAAAGUGAAGAGAUUAACCAUUGGAUACUGUACUGUGUAUGAGGUACUAGAAAUUGAUGACACUUCCCCUUCUGCUACGAUAGAAUUAUAUGAACAUCAGCGUACCUCAUCAUUAUCAACUAGUAGCGGUUUAAUGAAACAAUUGAUGCUGUCAUUGAGUGUACAACUGAUUAAUAGUAAAGAGGAGGUUACUACUUUUAAUGAA